AAGAGAUUUAAUAAAAAGUGCAGAUAGUAUUGUUCUGGAUUUAGCUUAUAGUGUUUUCGGAUGAAGCGGAAUCUAACUUGGUUGGGUGCACUACUUGCACCUAAAACGAGUAUCUUCUUCUUUUCCAACGCUCCCAUUCUAUAUCCAUCUCACUUUAGGUGUAGAUAGUGCACCCAAUCCGGAUUAGGAUCCACUUCACCCGAAAAUUCCACCCUAUUAGAUCUAGAGGUUACGGUCAAUCACAUUCACGCUUCGAGAACAAGCUUAGCUGCUUUGCCGGCUUGAAUGUGUCCGAUUACAUUCAAUCGCUCGGCGAGCAGAUCUAGCUGUUUUGUCGACUUGAAUACGCCCAUUGCUUCUAAUUCAGAGUCAAUUCAGUGUCAGUCCGCUAUUCCUAUCGAUUUAAGUUAAAGGUGCCUAUUCUCCCACCAUUCGGACAGGCCUAAAGGUAUCGUAAAGAAAAAGGAAGAAAACACGUGGGCGAAUAAAUAUAAGUACUCGCCAUAUGGCAGUACAAAUCUCAUAUUUAUCAGUGUAAUGCCAAUCUUAUUCACCUGUUGAAGCGUAUUGAAAUCAGUAUACAAUGGAAUCAAAUUAUUUUAAAAAUGUUGUCAACGUGGAGUACAAACGAAGUCGCAGAUGCACAGAACGUAUUGAAUAUGGGACCGCUGGUUUUAGGACAGAGUCGUUUGUUCUGGAACACGUUUUAUACAGAAUGGGUAUUUUAGCUGUAUUAAGAUCCAAAGCGAAAAGAGCCACCGUAGGUUUAAUGAUUACCGCGAGUCAUAAUUUGGAACCUGACAAUGGUGUUAAACUUGUCGAUCCAUCCGGUGAAAUGCUCGAAGCUUCUUGGGAAAUAAUAGCGACGGAACUAGCUAAUGCAGAGGAUAGUGAACUGAUAUCAAUACUUACAGAUAUAUGCACAAAGGAAAAUAUUGACAUGUCAGUGCCAGCUAAUGUGAUAAUAGGAAGAGAUACUCGCAAAAGUGGUUUUACUCUUUCAUAUGCUGCAAUAGCAGGAGUCGAAGCUUUGCACGGCAAUUUUAUAAAUUUAGAAAUAGUCACAACUCCACAGCUACAUUAUAUUGUGGUGUGCACGAACACCAAAGGAGCCUAUGGCAAGCCCACGCUAGAAGGAUAUUAUUCGAAGCUAGUAACAGUAUUCAAAAGCAUAAGAAAGCAUAACACCAAGAGAAUUAGCAAAAAUUAUAAGAGUAUAUUAUAUUUGGAUGCUGCAAAUGGCGUCGGCGCUAUUGCAGCAAGGGAAUUUCAAAGACAAUUGGAGGGUAUACUGGAUAUCAAGCUUUUUAAUGAUGGCAGCGAGGGCUUGAAUCAUAUGUGCGGUGCAGAUUAUGUCAAAGUGCAACAGAAGUCGCCUGUGAACAUGCCAUCCGAGCCACAUGUCAAAUGCGUCAGCAUAGACGGAGAUGCCGAUAGAGUGGUGUAUUUUUAUACAGAUGAAGAUAACAAAUUUCAUCUUCUGGACGGAGAUCGAAUAGCGACGCUAGUGAUUGUUUAUUUCCAGAAUCUUUUGAUAAGAAGUGGUUUAUCUCUGCAAUUGGGUGUAGUGCAAACCGCAUAUGCCAACGGCUGUUCGACCAUGCUUAUGCGUCAUUUAAGAAUCCAAGUGGCAUGUGUGCCAACCGGAGUAAAACAUUUACAUAAAAAAGCGCAGGAAUUCGACAUUGGAGUCUACUUCGAAGCAAAUGGACAUGGAACCGUCAUCUUCAAGGAAGAUGCCAAAGAGAUCAUUAGGAAUCAUGCCAAGGAUGAAACGCUUCCUGAGGCACAAAAGAUAGCCUCCACAAAGCUGAGGGAUAUAAUAGAUUUAAUCAACGAAACGGUCGGCGAUGCAUUGAGCGAUAUGCUACUAGUCGAGACUAUAUUACAUGACCGAGACUACGAUCUUAUCAAGUGGGAAAAAAUGUAUGAAGAUUUCCCGAAUAAGCAACUCAAAGUCAGAGUGAAAGAUAAAAAUGUCAUAACAACAACGAAUGCGGAAAGAUGCUGCUUGACUCCCAUUGGUUUGCAAAGAAAAAUCGACGAUAUUGUCUUAAAAUAUCUAGGAGGUCGAGCUUUUGUUAGGCCUUCCGGAACUGAAAAUAUCGUGCGGGUUUAUGCAGAAUGUGUGAACUCAUCGGAUAUUGAUAAACUCGCUAUGGAGGUAGCUUCAGCCGUGUACAAACUCGCGGGCGGUGUUGGACCUGAACCCAGUUUAUGAUAAGAUUAAUAAAUCCCAUAGAUAUAUGAAAAAGUAAUAAUCACUCAGAGUGCUUUUCUCCGUUUCUCCACAAUUCCGUUUCUUGAGAAUUGAAUGUGUUCUUCGUUUGCUUUUGGUACUGUAAGAACUGUUAAUGAUUCAUAAAGAUAUCACUAACCGGAAGGUGAUGGAAUAAAAAAGUAAAGCAUUGCAUAUUAUAUAUGCUUACUGAUAUUUGCUAACCUACUUUACGGCCUAAACGAGUUAUAUAUCUAAUACAUAUAUUUACAAAUUUGUAUUUUCAUAUUUUAAACUAUGAAAUUUAUGUAUAAAACUUUAGACUCAAUUUCUUAUCUUUCUUCAUCAUAUAUAUAUUUUUCUUGUCAACAAGAUAUAAUAUUAGAUGAAGAUGGUAUGGUCAGAAUACUAGAUAAUGAAAGAGAAUAUUCAAUAAGCAUUCCUAAAUUUAAUAAGUUUAGAGAGAGGAUUAAAGGAAAAAUAUGUAUAUCAUCAGAAAGUUUUAUUAUCUCUAAAAAAAAGUGAAUUAUUUUAUUGUAGAUAGUAUUAACAAUGUUUAAGCAAUGUUUAUGUAUUACGUGAAAAGAAUAUAUAUAAUGAAUAGC
This is a messenger RNA of Pogonomyrmex barbatus (red harvester ant), 2823 nucleotides long. It is a transcript of the gene nst, whose product is annotated as phosphoglucomutase 3-like protein nst. Gene Ontology annotation, molecular function: phosphoacetylglucosamine mutase activity. Gene Ontology annotation, biological process: UDP-N-acetylglucosamine biosynthetic process; carbohydrate metabolic process. NCBI's taxonomy places the organism in Eukaryota, Metazoa, Arthropoda, Insecta, Hymenoptera, Formicidae. The record is from RefSeq and is a predicted model, not a curated record.